Messenger RNA from Nannospalax galili (Upper Galilee mountains blind mole rat), 1210 nucleotides. Its product is annotated as 2,4-dienoyl-CoA reductase 1. NCBI's taxonomy places the organism in Eukaryota, Metazoa, Chordata, Mammalia, Rodentia, Spalacidae. Bases 90 to 1097 code for a protein of 335 amino acids. Gene Ontology annotation, molecular function: 2,4-dienoyl-CoA reductase (NADPH) activity. Gene Ontology annotation, cellular component: mitochondrion. Gene Ontology annotation, biological process: fatty acid beta-oxidation. The record is from RefSeq and is a predicted model, not a curated record. The transcript has 10 exons.
CAAGGCGGGGCCGCGUCCACCCGCCGCUCUACUUGGAACUUCCGCCCGAGCCCCUGCUGCCACUUUCCGGACAGAGUUCUGCCCCAGACAUGUCCUUGAUGAGCCAUGUGUUCUUUGCUCGCGUGUCGCUGCGGCCCUGGAGCCCGGGUCCUCAGCGGUUUUUCAGUUAUGGAACAAAAAUACUGUAUCAGAGCAUCAACGCUCCACAGUCUAAGUUCUUCCCACCCCUUCUAAAGCCUAUGCUACCACCUGAUGCCUUUCAAGGAAAAGUGGCGUUCAUUACUGGAGGAGGUACUGGCCUUGGCAAAGCAAUGACAACCUUCCUGUCCAGCCUGGGUGCACAGUGUGUGAUAGCCAGCCGGAAUAUUGAUGUUUUGAAAGCUACUGCAGAACAGAUUUCUUCUCAGACUGGAAAUAAGGUUCAUGCGAUUCAGUGUGAUGUGAGGGAUCCUGAUAAGGUGCAUAACACUGUGCUGGAGCUGAUCAGAGUUGCAGGGCAUCCUGAUGUCGUGAUAAACAAUGCGGCAGGGAAUUUUAUUUCUCCCAGUGAAAGACUCUCUCCUAAUGGUUGGAAGACCAUAACUGAUAUAGUUCUAAAUGGCACUGCCUAUGUGACUCUAGAAGUUGGAAAGCAGCUGAUCAAAGCACAGAAAGGAGCAGCGUUUCUUGCUAUCACUACCAUUUAUGCUGAGAGUGGGUCGGGUUUUGUAAUGCCGAGUUCUUCUGCCAAAUCAGGCGUGGAAGCCAUGCACAAGUCUCUUGCAGCAGAAUGGGGUAAAUAUGGACUGCGAUUCAAUAUAAUUCAGCCGGGGCCUAUAAAAACCAAAGGUGCCUUUAGCCGUUUGGAUCCAACUGGAAAAUUUGAAAAAGAUAUGAUUGAGAGAAUUCCCUGUGGUCGGCUGGGGACCGUGGAAGAACUUGCAAAUCUUGCUACUUUCCUUUGCAGUGAUUAUGCUUCUUGGAUUAAUGGAGCAGUCAUUAGAUUUGAUGGUGGAGAGGAAGUAUUUCUGGCAGGUGAAUUCAACUCUCUAAAGAAGGUCACCAAGGAGGAGUGGGACACAAUCGAAGGACUCAUCCGCAAGACGAAAGGCUCCUAAGAACAUUCUGGCCUCAUCGUGGACACAAUGAAGUUUAGGGGCUAGAAAUGAUACAAAAGGACUGUGGUCUUCUGAGUAACUUCAAGUCUAAUAAAUUGUUUGGUCUGAUGGUU